Zymoseptoria tritici IPO323 is the source of this 826-nucleotide messenger RNA. RefSeq lists its product as uncharacterized. The transcript is spliced from 3 exons. The coding region runs from base 32 to 679 and encodes 215 amino acids. The record is from RefSeq and is a predicted model, not a curated record. Lineage: Eukaryota; Fungi; Ascomycota; Dothideomycetes; Mycosphaerellales; Mycosphaerellaceae.
AUCCAGCGCAAACUCCGCGAACACCUCCACGAUGGCGUACCAAACCCUCUGGCUCAAGAAAGUCAUCAUCCCAUUCUGGGUGGUGCAGACGCUCGCUGCCUUGGUCUACCUGGGUUUCGCUGCGUGGAAUAUUGUGCUGAUCAACCAAUAUCUCGAGGACGACGAUGACUACUACUACCCCUCGUCCUAUUCCUCGUCAUAUUCUUCUGAGGAGGACACAUACUCGGGAUUCCUCUACGUCGGUGUUGGCAUCGCCCUCGGCCUUGCCGCGCUCACUGCCUUGUUCAACAUUAUCGAGAUGAUCCUCUUCGCUGUGAAGAAGCUCAGUCCCGUGACGGUGGUGGUGUUCAACAGUAUCAAUACAGCCAUUUGGACGGCCAUGUUGAUGCUGCUCAUCAUUGCAUCGAUUGUGCGCAAUUCAAUAGGCGAUUGGAUUCUCGUCAUCAUCCUCUUCUUGACCAGCCUCGGCAAGCUGAUCUACAGCUCCGUCAUGCUCCACCGUCGGCGCCGCGGCCGAUUUGCGCAUCGCGGAGAAUACACACCAGCAGCCCGUGAAGCCGACACCAGCUACCAUCCCACAAGCUACGGCGGACCUACUCCAGAGAUCAGUCAGAGCACUCAACCUGGUGGUGCAGCGCAUGGGUACUACUCCCCUGCCAGCGUCGGAGCUCGCGGAUGAUCGUUGCCUGGGAUUACGAAUCGAGAUGCCGGGAUAUUGGCAUCGUGGUCGACAAGCAAGACGAAGCGGUGGUUGAGCGAUGAAGCCGCAUUGGACCGGCGUUAAAAACAGGGACCUUUGCUUUCUUUUUGAUGAGGUGUACAAAGG